CUAAACGUCGUCUCUAGGGUUGGUCUUUUCCUCUUACGACUGUCGUCGACCGCUCUCGCCAUCUCUGUGACUGGUUCUCGCUGUACUAUCUCUGCGCUAUGUCCUCACCGAGGCUAUCACGGAGUGCAAGUUCCAGCAAGUGGUCUGAACUCUCAAACUUUGACACGCCAUACCCGUCGUACAGUGUCAGCCAAGAGCUAUUUGCGAUAUCCAAAAAAUUUUCUCUCUCUCCCGACCCACAACAAUGGGGGUCAGAUCUCUCGCCCGAUUUGAUAGAGCCGGAUGAUGACAUUCACACCCCCAAGGAACGCCCAGACGCGGUAGAAAUCGGCGGACAUGUUAUCUCAAUACGUGGAGUAACAAACCUCGGUUGCCUCGUCAUGUUAUGUGCUGGCAUAUUGGCUUUGUUCAUUGGAUAUCCAGUGGCAUCGUAUGUCACCUCCCGAGGUCUUUCUAACCAAGGUGGAUUCAACUUUGGUGGCUUGAAUGCCAGCGGACAAGUUCCGGAUAUCCCUGGAAACUUUGGACUCAUAGAUCUAGACACACCUCGAGAGGCUUAUACGGUUUCCUCUUGGAAUGAUCCUUCUCAAAAUCUACAACUCGUGUUUUCAGACGAAUUCAAUACUGACGGACGAUCUUUCUAUCCUGGAGACGACCCAUACUGGGAAGCCGCGGAUCUCCAUUAUUGGGGUACCAACAACAUGGAAUGGUAUGAUCCUGCAGCGAUCACAACCGAGGACGGGUCCCUAGUUAUCACUUUGUCUGAGAAGGAGACGCACGAUUUGCAUUACCAAGGCGGUAUGGUAUCGACAUGGAACAAAUUCUGUUUCACAGGAGGAUACAUCGAGACGUCUGUGAUGUUGCCGGGCACCACUAACGUCCUCGGUCUCUGGCCUGCCGUCUGGACUAUGGGCAAUCUUGGACGGGCAGGAUAUGGUGCAUCCCUCGAAGGCACAUGGCCUUAUACAUACGACUCGUGUGAUAUUGGUACCGUUGCUAAUCAAACCAUCAAUGGUGAACCUGUAGCGGCCACAGUUGACGGGGAUGCGGGCAAGGGCGGCAUUCUUUCAUAUCUGCCAGGUCAAAGACUUUCCCGGUGUACAUGUCCAGGAGAAAGCCACCCCGGCCCAACUCAUCCUGAUGGUUCCUUCGUCGGUCGUUCUGCGCCUGAGAUCGAUGUAUUCGAGGCCCAGAUUAAUGAACACGCGUUGAUAGCGCAGGUAUCCCAGUCCGGACAAUGGGCGCCGUUCAAUUAUGCGUAUGUGUGGCAAAAUACGUCGGACAAUUUCUAUGUCCGAGAUCCAUCGAUAUCGCAGCUGAACACCUUCACGGGUAAUGUGGAACAAGAAGCAACGUCGGUUGUGACCAACACGAAUACUCAAUGUUACGAGAAAACGGGCGGUUGCUUUUCGAUUUAUGGGUUCGAGUAUAAACCAGGAUACAGUGAUGGGUACAUAACAUGGAUAUCGGACAGUCAGAUUGCGUGGUCUAUCAAAGCUGCUGGUAUGGGACCUGACGCGUCUGUUGAGAUAUCGGAACGUCCCGUGCCAACGGAGCCCAUGUAUAUAAUCGCAAACUUGGGGAUGUCCACAAACUUCGGGCCUGUCGAUCUUGAACAUCUCGGCUUCCCAGUUCACAUGAAAAUUGACUAUAUACGAGUAUAUCAGCCUGCUAAUAACAUUAACAUUGGCUGUGAUCCACCGGACUUUCCUACACAAGCGUAUAUUAACGAAUACAUUGAAGCGUACAUGAAUCCUAACUUAACGACUUGGGUUGAUGACUAUCAGAAACCUUUCCCUAAGAACUCGUUCCUUGGCGAAUGUUAAUCGCUACUCACGGAUUAAAAAUCUUUUUCCUGGUGAAAGAGAUCUCAUAUGACUUUUCGGACACUACCAUUUGCAUCUUGAAGGCUCGCUUUUAUCCUCAUCAACUACUUUAUACACCUCCAGCAUCCUAUUUGAACCCUUCUUGGCAUCGAACACU
Desarmillaria tabescens is the source of this 1983-nucleotide messenger RNA. RefSeq names its product beta-glucan synthesis-associated. Gene Ontology annotation, molecular function: glucosidase activity. The transcript has 17 exons. Bases 99 to 1826 code for a protein of 575 amino acids. Gene Ontology annotation, cellular component: endoplasmic reticulum membrane; plasma membrane. Gene Ontology annotation, biological process: (1->6)-beta-D-glucan biosynthetic process; fungal-type cell wall organization. NCBI's taxonomy places the organism in Eukaryota, Fungi, Basidiomycota, Agaricomycetes, Agaricales, Physalacriaceae. The record is from RefSeq and is a predicted model, not a curated record.